Molecule: messenger RNA, 939 nt
Organism: Suricata suricatta (meerkat)
Lineage: Eukaryota; Metazoa; Chordata; Mammalia; Carnivora; Herpestidae
Gene: CFAP97D1
Product: CFAP97 domain containing 1
Exons: 8
Coding region: 64-558 (164 amino acids)
Biological process (GO): sperm axoneme assembly
Source: RefSeq, a predicted model, not a curated record
ACAGCUGAGGACCUCACAGAGGAGCCUGAGUGCCUCAUUUCUGAAGUGAGACUAGGAGAGAAGAUGAACAAUUCCCUGGAUUAUCUAGCCUACCCCGUAAUUGUCUCUAACCACAGGCAAAGCACAACCUUCAGGAAGAAGCUGGACUUUGGCCACUACAUAUGUCACAAGAAUAGAGUACAAAUAGUGAAGCCUGCAGUUGAUACCAGACCGCCAGUGGCGCACACACAUCACAUUUUAAAAUUGAGCAAACUACAGGGCGAACAAAACCGAAUCGACAAAAUCGAAUACGAAAACAAGCAACUGUGUCAGAAAAUCGCAAACGCCCAUCGCGGCCCUGCCAAGGUGGAUUGCUGGAACGAAUAUUUUUCCAAGAGCUUAAACAGAGAAACAAGAAACCGGGAGCUAGUGAGAAUCACCGUGGAAAACCAGGGCAUUCUGAAGAGGCUUGGUGACCGAAAACCACACUAUGACCGCAGGUCAUCUGAGAUAGACUGGCAGAAUUCAAGGCGCUAUAUCAGAAAUACAACAAAAUAUCUUCUCUCACGAGCUGAAUAGGUCACUCACCAUGGAAAAGAUACAGGAGAAAGCCCUAGGAUUUCUUAGCUGCUUAGAAUCUAAAGACACCCCUAAGUGGCGGAAUGCUCAAUCUUAGGAUGCUACAAUAAAGCUUGGAACAUAAAAUGAGUUUCUGCAUGAAAAUAAGUUUAAUUUCCCUGGGCUAAAACCUCAAGAAUACAAUUGCUGCCGUUUCUAUGUCUGUGCAGCAACGUUUCACAUGGUCUUCAUCUGCAUUUCUAUCGUGAUUAAUGAAGCUGAACAUCUUGCAUAUGUUUGUCAUCUGUUUAUCCUCUUGCAUAAAAUGCCUGUGAAUAUCUCUUGCCCAUUUUCUAACUGGGCUGUUCAUUGUUUUCAAUAUUAAAUUUUGAGAGUUCUUUA